Molecule: messenger RNA, 2196 nt
Organism: Diabrotica virgifera virgifera (western corn rootworm)
Lineage: Eukaryota; Metazoa; Arthropoda; Insecta; Coleoptera; Chrysomelidae
Exons: 2
Coding region: 163-1020 (285 amino acids)
Source: RefSeq, a predicted model, not a curated record
GUGAGCGUUAAAUACAGAGUUUAAAGUGUCUGACAAAAAAAUUUAGUCUAUUUUCAUAAAUUGGUGAAAUUGGUGGCAGAGUUUGCUCAUUCGUUUCUAAAUCGAAAUAAGGCUGAUAACUCCUCCUCUUGGGACGACGAUCCACAUUUGGACACACCAGGCAUGGACUGGCUGGAAUAUGUAACCAUAGCAGCAGAUUACUUCAGCAUCCCCCUACGUCUCAUUUCCAUCUUAUGCGACAUACUCCUCAUAGCUGUCAUUCUGAAGUACCGAAGACUUAAAAACAGAACCAACUGCUACCUCUUGAACUUUGCAAUUUUCCACAUUUUUUAUGUAUUGUCGAUUCCUCUCUUCUAUUGUAUAAUGGAUCUAUUUUACCCAAAGGGCUUAGAGGUCCGUUGGUACUGCAUUUGUUCGAGGAUAGAGAACUUUGCAAUUGCUUUACUAUUGACAUUCAUUGCUGGAUAUGGAGUUGAUGUUGUGGUUGAAAGCCAACAGGCUAAUUGGUUUCCAAAAUACGAAAAGAGAUAUUUUUAUUUGUUUUUCUUUUUUUACUUUUUUCAUGUAAUGAUUUUCGCCAUCUCUGCAAAUUUUUGUUUCAAAAGUGGCUUUCAAAACAACUUUAAUUCUUACUUUUUAACCACCUACUACCUUAUUGCUGUAAUUUUUCUGCUAUAUCUUGGCACUAACAAUAAAGAUGGCAGACUGGUAAAAACAAAGUCAUACGCUCUAAACAUAUCCAUAGUAAUAUUACUCCUGUGGUUGCCAUUAUUUAUGGUUUACAAUUUAAUAAACAUCGUCAAAAAGAGAAACGUAGAAACAGUGUUGUGGUCUCUAGCCUUUUUACCAGAAUUCUUAGCGUAUUCUUGUUCAAUGGUUGUUUUUUGGAAAUUAUGGAAGGACCAAAAACAAUUCAAAACUGCUUUUAGGAAAAUAUUCAGAAGAGAAGUAUCUGUUGAGGACUAUGAAGAGUUGUUUGUGGUAGAAAAUAAUGGAAAUUCAGACCAAAACAAAAUGUAGAAAGGGCAAAAAAUGUGAUUAAGGCGAUAGGCGCAAACUUUCGGCUACAAUGCUAUUUCAAUGGGAUUCAUUUUUUUCUAAUCCUGAGAAAGCUAAUAAGUAUUUUUGAAAAAUUCAAUCGCAGAAUAAAAGAUUACGUUAUUACCAAGGGAAUAAAGUUCCUGAAAACUUCUGUUUAUUUUAAUAAAUUACAGGGUGAGAAUCUAAGAGAAAAUUUAGUGUGAUUUUUAAUUUUAGAUAUCUCAUUCAAACGAAACUUUUUAUUUAUGCUAAGGGACUUUCGGCCCUUUGUAAUAAUCUUUCAUUCUGCGUUUAAAUUUUUCAAAAAUAUUUAUUAAUUUUUUCAGGAUUCGAAAAAGAAAUAUCCGUGGUGAUAUUUUCCAAAUCGAACAUUCGCUAUCUUUGUCAUACAACGCACUCAGUCGAACAGAAUGUGCUGACAAGACAGUGACAAAUAAGGGUACUAAAUAUUUGACACGGCUUCAGGAAUAUUUUGAGUGGUUUAUUAAAUAAUAUUUAUAGUGCACUUGAUUGAUAAUUGAUUUAAGAGGCGAAAUUAAUAAAAAGUUAUUUAUUGUUUAUUAUUUAUGGAAGAUCCCAAGCAAAUCAUAAACCAGGAUAUAUUCUGUGAUCCAAGUAUUUUGUUGAUACCGAUGUUAAAAAUUUAUAUAAGCGUUCCAUAGUAACAAUAUAUUAUUAAAAAAUCACUUUAUCACUUUUCCUCUUUUUUCGAUUAAGUUUUAGUUGUUAUUGCAUAGUAUAUAAAUUAUUAUAAUCACUGAAUACAUAGUUAGUGAAAAAAUUUUCAUAUUAGUUAACUGAACUAACAAUUUAAGCGAUUAUACAAAUAACAGUUAUCCAAGAUCAUUCAAAAGUCAUCUCUAAGUUAAUGGUGACAAUGUCAUUGUCAAGUAAUGUUUAUGUACAUAUCCAUACCAGUGAGAAUUUUACUACACGUAAUUUGCCGUGUAAAGAAAGAAACAGUAGGGAUAGCCGUAAAAUAUUUGCGCCUGCGCUCUUAAAUGAUUAUUAUUAAGUUAGUUGUUAUUAUACUGAAUAUAGCAUAUAGCUGGAUAUAGCAAUAUUUCAAGCUUGUGCUAUAUGUGUGACUUAAUCUAGGAUAAUUUUCUAGGAGCAUUGUAAAUUGUGUUUUUAAUAAAUUAAAUAUUAAGUGUG